Molecule: messenger RNA, 1452 nt
Organism: Scheffersomyces stipitis CBS 6054
Lineage: Eukaryota; Fungi; Ascomycota; Pichiomycetes; Serinales; Debaryomycetaceae
Exons: 2
Biological process (GO): double-strand break repair; replication fork processing; resolution of meiotic recombination intermediates
Cellular component (GO): nucleus; Holliday junction resolvase complex
Molecular function (GO): nuclease activity; DNA binding
Source: RefSeq, a predicted model, not a curated record
AAGCGAAAUCGAAGUAUUAUACUUCUGUCAUCUCCUCCUUCAACAGGACAACUUUUUGUUACAGAAGACGAGACAAUUGAGGAGUCGUCUUUUUCAUUUCUGCAGCAGAAUCAAAAGCAGAGACAAGACCAGAAUAUCAAUAAGGAACCCAAUACUUCUAUCUUAGAUGUGGUCCAUUGGCUUUCAGAUAGCAGUAUGAUCAGCGAGUCUGACCCUAAAAGCGCUUCUCCUAGAGCUGUAGAUUCACACAAGAACAAAACGACGAGCGAUACAACUAUAAGUUCCAAACCAGUAGUUACAGAAAUUUCACCUCCAAGAUCCAAAACAAAAACAAAUGAAUAUUCACUUUCAUUCCAACUGAAGAAUACAUCUGUAAGUCCAACUUAUGGUACCAAUUUGGAACCUAAAUCUAAAAAAGUUGAAGGUUCACCAUCAAAAUCAAAGUCACGCAAAGCGAAUGUCAAGGUUCCAGCCGUGCUGAAGGAGAUGAAAGACGCCAAUAGAGUCACCAGAAGCAAAGAAGAGUUGCUCUCUGAAAUGAUUAUAAUGAUGGCUCCCUGUGUGAAAUCAAUGUUUAAGCAAGAUUAUCUAGAAACACAAUUUGAGAAGCCUCAUAUUUCUGAUUUCAUUAGUGAUCUUCCAAUGAUUUGUUGGAACAGAAAAGUCAAGGCGUUGUACAAUCCGGAGACCGAUUUGUUUGUUCCCUGUGAAGAGACAGAGCUUCAGGAGAAGAAUAUAGUACUCUAUUAUGAGGCCCAAGAGUUUUUUGAAAAAGUUCACGAGAGAACACUCAAGUACCAAGUUAACCGAGCAUUAUCUCUUCGGAAACAAGACAACGACACUAUAAUGUACAAGAUUAUCAUUAUGGUAGAGGGGUAUGAUGUUUUCAUCAACAAACUCAAGCGUAUGGAGCAGAACAAGUACAAGAGCAAAGUUCUUGAUCGACUAAACGAGCCCGAUUCUUUGCUGCUGUCACAGUCGCAGCCAAAAAGACGUAAAAAUACAAUUGAACCAACGCUAGAUAUUACAGCUAAAGAGGCUGAAUUGCUUAUGAAUUCUGUUCAGAUCGAAUUAAAGGUUAAUAUCUUCACCGUGAGAAAUAGCAGCGAAGCCGUGGAUUGGCUACUUUCAUACACCUAUGCCAUCAGUUAUUCACUCUACGACAAGUUUGAGAGAAACAGCUCAUUGGCCAAUAUUGGCGUAGUUCGUUCUGGCUCAGAUUCAAAAUCCACGUUCAUUGGUGGAGUGAGACAGUUCAAGUUGCUUACUGAGGCUAAGGCUGAAAGACUUUAUAGUCACUAUCCGUCUCUUCAAUCUAUUUAUCAAGUGCUCACGAGAAGUGGAGCUCUUGAACGUGAUGGCAACGGAAAGAAUCUAAUUCCUCCUUCUGCUGAAAGUGCCAUGUUGAGGUUUUUUACGUCAGAAGACCCUCACGAAGCUAUUAAUGAAUAA